GAUUAUUACUUUCACUCAAAGCGAAAAUAGAGGGACGGGGCGUCUUUUCUUCACCGAAUCUGCAUCAACCUUUUUACAAUUAACAAAAAAAAAAACCUGGAAAAAUGAAGCAUGUCCUUAUUUCUCUCUUUUUGCUGUGCGUCCGUGGACAUGGUGUUGAUACAGAUACAAUGCCAGUGUUAGUGAUGGAGGGAGAUUCGAUCACUCUGUACACGGAUAUUGAAACAAUUCAACAGGAAGAAAUUAUAUGGUAUUUUAAUGACUGUUGCCUUGCUGACACCACUGGAGAUCAGAACAGUACAGAUGUUCAGUGUGUUAAUGAUACAGAGAUAUUCAGAAACAGACUUAAGGUGAAUAAUAUGACUGGAUCUCUGACCAUCACAGACACCAGAACCACAGACUCUGGACUUUAUAAACUACAGAUCGGCAACAGCAGCAGCAGUCGUCUUCAGGUCUUCAGAGUUUAUAUCUAUAAUGCUCGUGAAGAAGAUAAAAUGAAGACAAAGUCAGUGAAGGAGGGACACUCGUUUAUUUUAUAUCCUGGUGUAGUGAAAGCCACAAGUUAUUUGGUGAAAUGGAUUUUUGAUGGCAUUCCUAUUGCUGAAAUCAGUGGAGAUCUUAGUUUUAACUGUACAGAUGUUCAGUGUAAUAAUGGCACUGAGAGAUUCAGAAACAGGCUGAAACUCGAUCAGACUCUAUCUCUGACCAUCAUGAACACCAGAACCACAGACUCUGGAGAUUAUAAACUACAGAUCAUCAGCAAAAGAUUCAGCAUCAUGAAGAGCUUCAUUGUUAAUGUCACUGGUUAUGCUGAAGCAGAGAGAGUGUCAGUCGUGGAGGGAGAUUCAGUCACUCUAUACUCUGAUGUGGAAACAAUCCAACAAGAAAAGCUUAAAUGGUAUUUUAAUGAGAUUCAAAUCACUGGAAUCACUAGAGACUCCAAUGAAACUUGUACAAGUGUUCAGUGUAAAGAGAGACUAAAAGUGAAUCAUCAGACUGGAUCUCUGACCAUCACAAACAUCAGCACCACAGACUCUGGACUUUAUAAACUACAGAUCAGCAGUGACAGUCUUCAACUCUUCAGUGUUUCUGUCUUUUAUGCUCCUGAACAAGAUAAACUGAAGACAAAGUCAGUGAAGGAGGGAGAAUCUGUCAUUUUAGAUCCUGGUGUAGUGAAAACAACAAAUUAUUUGAUGAAAUGGAUUUUUAAUGACGUUCGCAUCGCUGAAAUCAAUGGAGAUCUUAGUUUCAUUUGUACAGAUGUUCAGUGUUUAUAUGCUGAUGAGAGAUUCAGAAACAGACUGAAGUUGAAUCAUAGGACUGGAUCUCUGACCAUCUUGAACGCCAGAAACACAGACUCUGGACUCUAUUAUCUACUCAUAACCACCAUCAGAUACACCGUCUUAAAGAACUUUUGGGUUAAUGUUACUGGUAAUGUUGAAACAGAGAGCUUGUCAGUAAUGGAGGGAGAUUCAGUCACUCUACACACUGGUGUUGAAACAAACCAACAAGACGAGAUUAGAUGGUAUUUUGAUGACAUCCGCGUCGCUCAGACCACUGGAGAUCUCGGUUUUAUGUGUACAGAUGUUCAGUGUAAAUAUAGUGAUGAGCGAUUUAGAGACAGACUGAAGCUGGAUCAUAAGACUGGAUCUCUGACCAUCAUGAACACCAGAACCACAGACUCUGGACUUUAUCAUAAUCAAGUCAUCUACGGCAGCAGCAUCAGUCACGAGAUGUUCAGUGUUACUGUCUUUGGCGUUUCUGCUGCUGAACGAGAUGAAAUGAAGAUAAAGUCAGUGAAGGAGGGAGAAUCUGUCACUUUAGACACCCGCAUGAUACAAAACCCAAAUGAUUUAUUGACAUGGUAUUUUAAUGAUACUCAAAUCACUGGAGAUCAGAGUCAGAUCUGUACAGAUGAUGAGUGUAAAGAGAGAUUCAGAGACAGACUGGAGCUGGAUCAUCAGACUGGAUCUCUGACCAUCAUGAACACCAGAACCACAGACUCUGGACUCUAUAAAUUACAGAUCAGCAACAGCAGAACUAGCGUCAUACAGAGCUUCAGUGUCACUGUAUCUACUAAGGAACUGGCUGUUUCAAAAUCGGUUCUGCCUCCAGCCGCUGUAGCAGGAAUAUGUGUUGCUGUAGCUGUUGUUCUGCUGCUCGUUGUUGCUGGGGUGAUGUACUAUCGCAAACAUCAAGAGGGAGAAAGUGACAUCAUGCUGCACUUCACUAAUCAGAUGAACGGCACUGACAACCCUAUUGAUGAUUGCGACCAAUGAAUCUUCUUUUUAAUCCGACCGAAACUAAGGAUGCUAACGACACAUCACAGUAACGUUAUUUUUUAAAUAUACUUUCAUUGAAAGAAAAUGUGAAGAAAAGGCACCAAAACCGGCACCAAAACCAGCGGGAUUUCCAACAGUACCAUUUUCGGCUAAUUCGAUUUAAACUCAUUUGCUGAUUAGGUAGCAUAGCUUCAGAAAAGACAAACCAUAAAUGAUCAACCAACUGAGUAAAAAGACAAAGCCUGACCAGAAAUGUUCGAGUAAAAGCUAAACAUCAUGAGUUUUGAAGACCAGGCAGAAUGAACUUCACGUCUGUUUCCCGAAAAUCAUUGCAUGCCAACGACGGCAAUGGUUUUUAAGAGAAUAUGCUGAAUUACACUUUUAAAUAUAAGUAUUGGGUUUAAGGUUACUCAAUUAUUGAAUUGUACAAAUGUGAAAAAAGGUUAAAUGUCAUAUCCUACUGAGAUGCAAUUUUGUAGAUGGUUUAUUCUUGUUAUAAUAUACUUAAGUGGACCGAGCAGAACAUCAAACAGGCCUGUGAUCCCAGUUUAGUGUUUAAUAUCGCUUCAAACCCCCCAACAAAAAAAAAAAAAAGUGCAAAUGGAAUGAAAUCUGAAAUUAAUCUAAGGGUUUAAAUAGUCUUGGCUCGUUUGAACAUUCAUGAGUCUAAGUCUAAGUUUUAUAUUUUAGGAAUCAUAAAGUGUUAAAAGAUAUAUCACACAGGUCCGAAAGUUUAAAGGUAACCUAAAAAUGUCAAGUUUUUAAUUACUCACCCUAAUGUCGUUUAUUGACUUAUUGACUUAUUGACUUAUUAUUUUAGCUUUUUUUUUAUGCGCAAGAAGCAUUGCCACAAGUAUCGGUCCAUAGAGUGUCUCCAUUGUGUCCUGAAUCUAAAAUCUGAAUCUCAGGAACUGAACCUGCUUGCUGGUAUUGAGCAUAGGAAGAGGUGUUUCAAGACUAUUUAAAGGAAUAGUUCUCAUGCCAAAAAAAAUAGACAAAAACGCGUUCAUUCGAUCAGCAAUCCAAGACGUAGAUGAGCUUGCUUCUUUAUCUGAACGGAUAGAUACUCUGCAGGUAACUGAACUGCAUGCAGCGGCCUGGACAUGAGCAGGCAACAAAUACAGGAGACUAUUGUACAAUAUAUAAUCAAGAUAAACUAAAAACGAUCACAGACACUGCGCAGGAACACCAACGUCCGGCGACAGAACUGAUUACAUGAUAAAGAAACAGGCUCAUCUACAUCUAGGAUGGCUUGCGGGUGAAUACGUUUUCAGCACGUUCGAAUUUUUGGGUGAACUUUUUCUUUUAACGUGUUAAAGUAGCGAUAUGCAUUUAUUAAUGUAAUGUGAGUGCAUGUAUAAUCUUGAGAUAUAUUUUAUUGUGUAGCAUUUUUGUAAAUGUUCUUAGAAAAGUCAUUACGCUGUCAGAGAUGAUGCGCUCUCAUAUACGCAGCAAAAUCCCCGGUGUUAAAUUAACGCUGUUGGGUGUCUAUAUGUGUUAAACGUGACACUAAUGAUACAUCUCCAUUGUUGAAGACGCUGGUGUUAACGAGCAGAAUCACCAAAGAAGAAAAU
Molecule: messenger RNA, 3856 nt
Organism: Puntigrus tetrazona (Sumatra barb)
Lineage: Eukaryota; Metazoa; Chordata; Actinopteri; Cypriniformes; Cyprinidae
Exons: 10
Coding region: 105-2279 (724 amino acids)
Source: RefSeq, a predicted model, not a curated record